AUGUCGAGCAAGGAACACGUGGAUGGCAGAAACAGUGACAGUGCGUUAUCCACGAAGACGAAUAUACCAUUAAGAACGAACUGUGUGAUUACGACUGAAGCUCCCUCAACCAAAGUCCUGCGGCCACAGGUUGUGAACGAUGGAAGCCAGCCCAAUACACUGACUGAUACAACUGGUUGCUGGCUGAUCAUCGACGGAUGUCCACAGGAGCCAGAGCUCGCUGGAAAACGCCGGGACACCGAGGGGGAGAAGCAUCAUGGCGCACUGACUGACGAGGACGCCUGUUUAGCCCGUGCUGCUGUACAGUGGAGAGCUUGUGGUCAAUCGUAUUCUCAUACCGUCAAAGCGGUGUUCGGACCCACAGGCGCGUGGACGGUGGCGGGCCAGGGUUGUUUCAUGGGCAGUUACGGCUGCCCCUCACAUGGCCAAACCAAUGAGGGAAGCUUGGAUAGGGAUGGAUAUGCCGAGGCUCACGGUGGACUGACCAAUGAAGCGGCUUGUUUAGGUCGUGCGGCUGGACAGUGGGUUUACUGUGGGUCAUCACUGGACAAUCCAGUAGUCAGCAUCUUCAGACCCACAGGAGCCAGAAGGUUUGCAGGCUAUGGCUGUUGGAUAAAGGUGCCGCAUUGCCCUAAAGACCCCACUGUACCCCACAUGUUCUUUGAUGCCUGGGGUGACACCAACAGAAACACAGGAUUCAGCAAAGACAACUGCUUCAACCGCGCCCAGGACUACUGGGACCAGUGUGGGUCCAACAGUUCUUAUCCCGUCACAGUGCAGUUCCGCCCUGAGGGAAGAUCGAAAACUGUACCAUAACAAGAAACCGGAAAGCUGUAUUCGUUGUUUGGCAGCUAUACUAAUAAAUACAC
This is a messenger RNA of Liolophura sinensis, 869 nucleotides long. RefSeq lists its product as uncharacterized. The record is from RefSeq and is a predicted model, not a curated record. The transcript has 6 exons. NCBI's taxonomy places the organism in Eukaryota, Metazoa, Mollusca, Polyplacophora, Chitonida, Chitonidae. Bases 1 to 816 code for a protein of 271 amino acids.